AUGGCGACGGCGUUUUGCCGGGCUGCGCUGGUGGCUUCCACGAAUCGGAAUGCGAAAUGGCUUGCAUUAUCGAAGCUCUUUAACCCUCGCCACUACUCCUCGUCGGCCAAAACGGCGUCAUCGCGUCCCCAGUGCGCGUCUGUGGCGGAGCAGUUCCUGCUCAGCGACGAUGCUCUUUCAGCCCCGACGCCGUUAGAGAUGAUGCCGGAUGUUCUCCGGCCGCGCGUCGUCGUGUACGACGGCGUUUGCCACCUCUGUCACGCCGGAGGGAGGGGGAGAGCGAUUACCAUUUUCAAGUUGGUUAUGAGCUAA
Molecule: messenger RNA, 312 nt
Organism: Striga hermonthica
Lineage: Eukaryota; Viridiplantae; Streptophyta; Magnoliopsida; Lamiales; Orobanchaceae
Source: the annotation of a GenBank genome assembly